CCGGGGAAGGCCGGGGCUUCCGGCGCCAGAGCGGCUGCCGUCUCGUCUGUGCCAUGGCUGCGUUUUGCCGGCAGGUCCUUGAUUGCUGCCGCCUGUUCCCCCUAACCUGGGCCCGUGUGGCCAGGGAGACUCCUUGUCUUGGAGAACGGAAAACGGUGACUGUUCCUUUGUUGCGUAAACUGACUACAGCCUCCGGCGGAGGGGACCUUGAGGAGUUAUCCUGUGUUGGAUCCAAUAAGUAUGUGAAGGAGCCAGAGUGCAGGAUGAAUCUUGUCCAGUGCCUCCUUGAGAAGCAGAGGACUCCUGAGGAUCGAGGGUCCUUGGAGCUAGAGAAGGUCACCAGUUCCCUCCUGGACAUGGGUUUCAGUGACGCCCAUAUCAAUGAAUUGCUCAGUAUGCGGCCAGGUGCCAACCCUCAGCAGUUGCUGGACAUCAUUUCAGAAUUUAUACUCUUGGGUCUGAAUCCAGAGCCUGUGUGUGUAGCCUUGAAGAGAAGUCCCCAGUUAUUGAAACUGUCUAUAAGGCAAAUGAAGAAGCGCUCCAUAUACCUGCGAAAGCUUGGACUUGGAGAAGGGAAACUAAAGAGGGUGCUUUACUGUUGCCCUGAAAUUUUCACCAUGCAUCAGCGGGACAUCGAUGACGUUGUCCAGGUCCUCAAGGAGAAGUGCCUUUUCACAGUACAGCAGGUAACCAAUAUUUUGUACAGAUGCCCCUCUGUUCUUCGAGAGGAACCCGGUGAACUGGAGUACAAGUUCCAGUAUGCAUAUUUUAGGAUGGGAGUUAAGCACCCGGACAUAGUAAGGAGUGAGUUCUUGCAGUACUCAAUAACCAAGAUUAAGCAGAGGCACGUGUACCUGGAGCGCCUAGGACGGUACCAGACCCCGGAUAAGAAGGGGCAAACGCAGAUCCCCAACCCGCUACUCAAGGACAUCCUCAGAGUUUCAGAAGCCGAGUUUUUGGCCAGGACAGCCCGUUCUUCUGUUGAGGAGUUUGAGGUUUUUAAGAAGCUCCUGGCUCGGGAGGAGGACGAGGAGUCUGAGAGCGGCUUGUCAGACGACGAACGGGCAGGUGUGGGCGAGGACGAGGAGGACGAGGAGGACGAGGAGGAUGAGGAGGACGAGGAGGACGAGGAGGACGAGGAGGAGCAGCUAUGAAGGAAGGAAUGCGCAGAAGGGCGUGGAGACAAGGGACGUGCCUCUCCGCUUAAAGCUCUUGGGACCUUCGCUCGGAUCUUCUUAAGUUACGUUUCAUUCUAAAACUGGUCUUUUGACAUGAACAUUAUUAAAAAUCCCCUAAGUAGACAGGCUAGGAAACGCAUCAUUCAACCUGCUGUCGAGCGUCGGGGAGGCCCUGUUCCACCCUAAAGAAAAGACUGACUUGGAGCUGUUAAGAUCCGGGGGACUCGAUACGUGAAAAUUUGGUUUCAUUCUAAAUGUGUUGGUGAUGAUGCCAUGACCGGGGAGAUGGGGUUCCUUCUUCUGGCUCAAGAAUCACUUUAUAUUUCCUUCUAGUGAUAAACAUAAAAUUACGAGAAGGCAGAAUAAGGUUUUAGAACAUCAUAGCACUUUAUUUUAUGAAAACAAGUAGCAGGUUUUCCACAAAAAUACUUGUUUUUAAUCCAAAAGUAUCUUAUUGCUUCCUAACUGCAUUCAGUGUACAGCAGAGUAAAAGGAAAUGGAUUAAUAGCGUGUGGUUUAAUUUUGCACAGCUUCUAAGGCCAGCAAAGCUCUGGGGCACUUCUCUACCUUUGUGAGGAUCAGGCCCUCCUGUCUGGGAAGUUGGCUUUUGUGCCAGCUCCUGGCCGGUGGUCACUUGCUGCCUUGGCAUCUUGGGCCCUGGCCUGUACAGCCAGAGCGUGCCGGCCUGGAGAGUGGUCUGAAACGGUUGUCUCCCCUGCCCGGGGAACAGAGGGGCUUUGAGAACCAGAGGAGGGGGUCACAGAGUGGGGUGGGCUGGGCCAGGGUGCAGGGAGCUCCCCACAACCCCCAAGGUGGAAGUGCCACCUUGGGGAACCCUCUGGGUUUGAGGAGCAGUUUAAAGUGUUGGGAAGGGAAGCAGGAAUUUGACGUAAGCUGGGGGUGAUCUCUGAGGUAGAGGCCUGGCGUUGAUGGCGUGAGCUCUAGGAGGGGCCUAGAGGGUUGGUGCAACCUAGAAUGUUCUAGGUAGCCCUUGCUCAGGAGCUGGCAUGGGAUCGAAGCAGAAAGUAUUUUUGAUGAUGGGACCAAAUUUCAGAUGUCGCUGGCAGCAUUUUAACAACUAUGUGAAACACCAACGCGUGGCCCUGUUUUUCCCACACGGACCAAGUAGGACUCCUCCAAGGCCACGGUUCUCACCUGGGGGGAGUGCUGACCCUCAGCGGAUGUCUGGUGAUCUCUGGAGAUGUGGUGUCAUGGCCUCUGGGAGGGUGCUCCUAGGACCUAGGGAGCAGAGGCCAGGGAUGCCCGCACGAGAGAGACCGAUCGAGCCCAGGACGUCAGUGCCAAGGCUGAGAAGCUGCUCUGAGGCCUGGCUCAAUAAAUUCUCGUGAGUGUGUCUGUUCGUGGCAACCUCAGAUUGUCAAUGGACCUACAGUAAUUGUGUCAUUUUAUUUAAAGGAACAAUAGCUGAUUUUUCAAUAGGGCUCUUUGCGCCUGUGUGUCGGAACGCUCUUGGUAGAGCUGAGCCGUGUUUCACUGUGGGGACUCGGCACUGAGGUGCGGAUGCCUUUGCUUUCCCCAGCAGGCCCACAGCAGAGCGUGACUACAAGUAAAAGGACGUUUUCUGCAAAAGAAGAGCGGUAGCUCAGUGACUCACUCCACAUCUUGAGCCAGACAUCGGGGGCAGUGGUUUGCCAGGGGGAGGAGUUUCCGCUAAGGGAAGGUGCAGGAGGUGAGCGGACCCCUGGGUGGGGCCUCCGCGAGCGGCGGGCACGCGAAGGUUUCCUCACUCACGCCCGGCAGCCCCCGAG
Messenger RNA from Propithecus coquereli (Coquerel's sifaka), 2947 nucleotides. RefSeq names its product mitochondrial transcription termination factor 4 (gene MTERF4). The transcript is spliced from 4 exons. Lineage: Eukaryota; Metazoa; Chordata; Mammalia; Primates; Indriidae. Gene Ontology annotation, biological process: mitochondrial ribosome assembly; regulation of DNA-templated transcription. Gene Ontology annotation, molecular function: double-stranded DNA binding. Gene Ontology annotation, cellular component: mitochondrion. Bases 54 to 1154 code for a protein of 366 amino acids. The record is from RefSeq and is a predicted model, not a curated record.